Anastrepha obliqua is the source of this 3910-nucleotide messenger RNA. It is a transcript of the gene Klp61F, whose product is annotated as kinesin-like protein Klp61F. Lineage: Eukaryota; Metazoa; Arthropoda; Insecta; Diptera; Tephritidae. Gene Ontology annotation, biological process: mitotic spindle assembly; microtubule-based movement. Bases 126 to 3329 code for a protein of 1067 amino acids. Gene Ontology annotation, molecular function: microtubule binding; plus-end-directed microtubule motor activity; ATP binding. The transcript has 10 exons. Gene Ontology annotation, cellular component: spindle microtubule; nucleus. The record is from RefSeq and is a predicted model, not a curated record.
AAGCAUUUCAAACGGUCGUUUCGAAUUCAGCGACUGAAACAAGUAAAUAGCAGCGAGAUUGUAGUGAACUUUUCUUGUGUACCUCGAUAUUCUUAUUGUGCUAUCGUGAUAAUAAUUUCUUUGCGAUGAAUACAUCUGGAGGCAAUAACAACGCAUCGAGCCAUCAACCGCGUAAGAUAUCUAAUCAAAACAUUCAGGUGUAUGUGCGUGUAAGGCCCCUAAAUGCACGAGAACGUUGCAUACGGUCAGCGGAAGUCAUUGACACCAUAUCGCCCCGUGAAAUAGUAACUAGACAUACGGUUGAUUCGAAGCUGACGAAAAAGUUCACUUUCGAUCGCGUAUUUGGUACAGACUCGCGUCAGGCGGAUGUAUACAGCACGGUGGUGGCACCUCUUAUUGAAGAGGUGCUGUCGGGCUACAAUUGCACUGUAUUUGCUUACGGACAAACUGGCACGGGCAAAACGCAUACUAUGGUUGGCACCGAAUGCGCAGAAUUGAAAUCAUCCUGGGAAGACGACUCGGAUAUUGGUAUUAUACCCCGAGCUUUGAGUCAUCUUUUCGAUGAGUUACGCAUGUUGGAAAUGGAAUUUUCGAUGCGUAUUUCCUACUUAGAAUUGUAUAAUGAGGAAUUGUGUGAUUUGCUAUCGUCAGAUGAUAGUGUAAAGAUCCGUAUCUUCGACGAUAGCACGAAGAAGGGUUCUGUAAUUAUUCAGGGCUUGGAGGAGAUACCAGUUCAUAGCAAAGACGAUGUGUAUAAGCUUCUCGAGAAAGGAAAAGAGCGACGCAGAACAGCUACGACCUUAAUGAAUGCACAAUCCUCACGAUCGCAUACAGUAUUUUCAAUUUUAGUGCACAUUCGGGAAAAUGGCAUAGAUGGAGAAGAAAUGUUAAAAAUUGGCAAGUUAAAUUUGGUGGAUUUAGCCGGCAGUGAAAAUGUUACUAAGGCGGGAAAUGAAAAGGGCAUACGGGCGCGAGAAACAGUAAAUAUUAAUCAGAGUUUGUUGACAUUGGGUCGUGUCAUCACAGCUUUAGUGGAACGGACGCCGCAUAUACCAUAUCGUGAAUCGAAACUAACACGUCUUCUUCAGGAAUCAUUAGGCGGUCGAACCAAAACAUCGAUCAUUGCCACGAUCUCACCUGGUCAUAAAGACAUAGAAGAAACAUUAAGUACGCUUGAAUAUGCACAUCGCGCUAAAAAUAUUCAAAAUAAACCAGAAGUAAAUCAAAAAUUAACCAAGAAAACCGUACUUAAAGAAUAUACGGAGGAGAUUGACAAACUAAAACGUGAUUUAAUGGCAGCUCGGGAUAAAAAUGGCAUUUACUUAGCCGAGGAGACUUAUACCGAAAUGACAUUGAAAAUGGACUCACAGCAUCGGGAACUAAAUGAAAAAAUGUUACUUUUAAAGGCACUAAAAGAUGAACUGUCAAAUAAGGAACGAAUCUUUACAGAAGUCAGCCUCAAUUUAGUCGAAAAAACAGAGGAGCUGAAGCGUACGACACAAAAUCUUACUCAGACGCAAGGCGUGUUACAACAGACCAAAAGAAUCCUUAAUUGUACAAAAAAGCGUUAUAAAGAAAAGAAAGUCUUGUUGCAAUCCCACAUGAAAACCGAGGAAGUGUUAACAAAUCAAGCGCUUCAGAUACUGGAUGUUGCUGAUGUUGCUACAAAAGACACACAUCAGCUGCAUAGCACAAUUGAGCGUAGAAAAGAUGUUGACGUAAAGAUCAAAACUGCUUGUGAACGAUUUUCCGAACGAAUGCAUGAUAACUUUGAUGUAAUGGAUAGUAACUUAAGUGUCAUGAAAGAGCAACAACAAUCCUAUACUCAAAUGCUUCUGGAAGAAUUUGCCAACUCUGCAAACGUCCAUAGAAAGCUGAUAAGUAAUAGUGGCAUGAAAAUUAAAAGUGUGAAUGACUUAUGUAAAGAGUCGCUUGCAUCCACCACCGCAAUCGUUGAGAAGUGCUCGAAAGUUCUAGCUGAUUCUAGCAGUAAACACAAAGAUAUUUUAACUCAGCUGUUCAAGGAAUUGGAAAACAAACAACUCGAAUUGGUUACGCAGAUGCAGAAUAAACUGGUAGACUUAAUUAAGUUUACCGAUCAGCAAAAAGCCACCACUGAAAAAAUGUGUAGUACCGUAGUAGAAAGUCUCCACGAGAAGUCUAAAAACCUUCAAACCCAUACCACCCAAAUGACAGAAGGAAUUGCUAAAAUAAAACAAAUCUCGGAUGCCAGCGUAGAGCAGUUAACAAAACUACAAAUUGAGAUCGAAAAUGAACGAGCUGCUUCAGCCGAAGAACGCACAGUCAUGGACGAAAUCUUAGACAAGUUGAAUGCUUUGAAGGAAAAGUCGUACAGUAGCAGGCAGUCGCGAGCAAAUGAAAUUACAAAACUAAAACUUGAGUUGGAAGAAAACGCGCAGUCGACUAUUGAUCAACUACAGCAGACCUCUGCGCUAUCGCAAAACUUCUGUGAGACGAGUUGUAAUCAAGAUGUAGCAACGCAACGGGAGUGCGAACAGCAUGCCACUGUUGCACUGGAAUUCACUAAUCAGCAAACAAAUGUGCACAAAUCACUCCAGGAGCAAUUGCGCAGUUUGCAAACGGACGGUGGCAUGCGUGUAGAAGAGUUCACAACUACAGCUGCUGCCCACUCGGAGUACACACAGAAAGUGCUGGAAGAUUAUGCAGAUGAAAUAAAACGAAGCCGUUUUGACAGUGAACAGAAAAUUGAAGAAGCAACUGAUGCUGUAAAUAAGGGCCUUGCCGAAGAUGCUCAACAACUGAAGCAGCACGUAGUAGUCUCAAACGGAUUGACCAAUUCUUUGCAACAAAAUAUUCUGAAUUAUGCAAACACCUACGAAGAUCAGAUGAAAACUUGUGUAGACGAUGUAAACCAAUUUAAGCAAAGUGAGCUCAAGACUUAUGCUCCAACAGGCACCACUCCAUCUAAACGCAAUUUUGUGUAUCCUCGCUCAUUAGCAGCGACAUCGCCACACAUUGAUAUCGUAAAACGGUUUCGGCAAGAGAACGAUUGGUCGGAUUUGGAUACUACAGCGCCUAUUGAUGAAGGAAGUGAAGAUGAACACGAACUAAAGAAUUCGGUUCAAGGAGUGUCCACUACUGAAACCCUAUUAAACUCAACCCCUAUAGAUUUAACGAAUGUAGAAACUCCACAACACUAUACGUACGCAUCCAAAAAGCUAAAUGUUCUAUCAAAACCACUACGCAUCAGUAACUCGCUGUUCAACGGCAGUUCGCCGAGCAAACCAUCCCCAAUGCACAAUUCGUCAGCACCAAUUGCUAGAGCAAACAAGGAAAAUGUCUCCUGAGUUUCAACGCAUGGUAUAAGUCAGUAAGAAAAUAUUGCAUCCAUAUGUCAUGGACUCCUACAUACCUAUAUUACAUUUCUGUAUAUCUAUUUGAAAGAAACAUUGCAUCUAAGCCACCUUGAAGGUAUAUUCAACUGCGGAUUGGUAUACAAAUGGAAUCAUUACUUUUGAAAACUACAGCCUUUUCUCAUUCCAACUUUAAUUUAAAACAAUUGUCAAUAUAUUUAUAAAAUUGAAUAGACAAAAGUGAAGCGUUUACACUAAUCACUGCUAUUGAAUUCAUAAUAUUUGUUGAACCAGUGUAGCACCACAUUGCAUGUGCCAGAAGUUAAGGAAAUCUGCUAGUUUUAUAAAAAAUAACAAAUUAAAUCUGCGUUAAACCUUUGUUAUGACCUCCCGUUAUGUCUUCGUAAAAUGUUCUUGUGCAAAUUUAUUUCAGAUGCUCUUAAUUUGUCUUAUGUUUAUUUCUAAAUGUAUUCAACUUUAAACUUAACACUUUGGUUUGUGUGUGUAAAUAUUUUGCUUGUUUCAUAUGCCAUUCGCUGAUUUAUAAAUAAUAAACAAUACUUCGAAACAUUUAA